UCAAGGCCCACGCUCACGUGGUCUACCCCUUGAUCCCUUGUCCCUGCGAGGACCUGGUGACCUUCGGCUGCUUGGUCAACGACUUCUUCCCUCAACCUUCCGUGGUCUCCUGGAUCUCCAGCACCUCGGGGGUCAACAGGACCUUCCCCGUGGUCCAAGGUGGAGAUGGCUACUACGGCCUCAGCGCCACCUUCACCCUCCCCGUGGACGACUUGGAGGACAAGAACUUCCGCUGCCAGGUUGUCCACCCGCCCACCGGCGUCACCACCGGCAAGGAGAUCAAAGGUCUUCGUGGUGGCCACCUGGAUGGGUUGGAGGUCUUGGAGGUCUUCGUGGUGGCCAUCUCCAUGAUCUUCGUGGUGGCCACCUUGAUGGGUUUGGAGGUCUUGGAGGUCUUCUUGGUGACCACCUGGAUGGGUUUGGAUCUUCUCCAACCCUUCAACAUCUUCUUGGUGGCCACCUGGAUGGGUCUUCUUGGUGGCCACCUGGAUGGGUUGGAGGCCUUGAAGGUCUUCUUGGUGGCCACCUGGAUGAGUUUGGACCUCCUCCAACCCUUCAACACCUUCUUGGUGGACACCAUGAUGGGUUUGGAUCUUCUCCAAGGGUUCAUUUUCUCCUUGGUGGCCACCUGGAUGAGUUUGACCUUCAAAUAUCUUCUCGUUGACCACCUGAUCACCCCCAUCCUCACCUCCCCCUCUCCCUCCUUGACCUCAGGUGAAGACAUCUGCCCCACCAACCUCUCGGUGACCCUCCUGAGCGACCCCCACGUGGACAACCCCUCGGAGGAGAAGGUUCUUCUGCUCUGCUUGGUGGAAGGUCACGGGGCCGGAAAGGCCCAGGUCCAAUGGCUGAAGAACAACCAAGUGAUGGAGACCAGGCAGGAGGUCAACACCUGCGAGAGGUGCUCCGAGGAGAAGGCCACCUUCAGCAGCAAGGUCAACGUCAGCCGGAAGAGCUGGGACCUGGGGGCCAGGUUCUCCUGCAAGGUCACCCACCCUUCCUUGAAGAAACCCGUGGUGGAGAACAUCAGCAGCUUCUGCUCGG
Merops nubicus (carmine bee-eater) is the source of this 1044-nucleotide messenger RNA. RefSeq lists its product as uncharacterized. The transcript is spliced from 3 exons. The record is from RefSeq and is a predicted model, not a curated record. NCBI's taxonomy places the organism in Eukaryota, Metazoa, Chordata, Aves, Coraciiformes, Meropidae. The annotation marks the transcript as partial.